CUUCGCCCUGGAUGGGGAAACCCACCAUCGAUUAUCCUUUCCGGCGACGAUAUCCGCCGUGUUUUCGACCUUUACUCCUUCUCCGACACCGCCAACUUCGCUAAUCUGGACAACCACAUUCCCUUCUCCAACGCCCAUUUCACCAGCUUCUACGACUCACGCGCUACCGCCACCGCCACCGCCACCGCCACCGCCACUUCAUACAACCCGCCCCCGGCCUCCUACAACAGCCGAAUCGGGCUCAACCUCGGCGGCAGGACCUACUUCGCCUCCUCCGAAGACGACUUCGUGAACCGUCUCUACAGCCGGUCCAGGAUCAUCGAGCCCGGUCCAAUCAACUCACCCCGCUGCCAGGCCCAAGGAUGCAACGCCGAUUUGACCCACGCCAAGCACUACCACCGCCGCCACAAGGUCUGCGAGUUUCACUCCAAGGCCGCCACCGUUAUCGCCGCCGGCUUGACCCAGCGCUUCUGCCAGCAAUGCAGCAGAUUCCAGCUGCUCUCGGAAUUCGACAACGGCAAGAGAAGCUGCCGCAAAAGGUUUGCCGACCACAACCGCCGCCGCCGCAAAUCCCACCCCAAAAUCACCUCCGCAUCUGAAAACCUUGCAAGUAGUAAAAUACUUCACCUCUAAAAACUAAAACUCUCUUCACAAUCCUAUUCCUUCUGCUCCAUACUAGUAGAGUCAUUUCAUUAUCUACAUUAAUUCUUUUUUUUUAUUUUAUUCUAUCUCUACUUUAACUAUUUGUUAUCAUUUUUCAAAAACUAAUAUAUAAAAUGAAAUGACUCUAGAACAUAGAGUAGUAAUUAGUAAAAAAAUAUGUAGACUAAUUUUGACAAAACAUUUUUGGGUAGCCAAAUAUGAACAAUGUACCUUCAUGUUUCAGGGGAUUCAUUUCCCACUUUGCAUGCCUAACUUCAGCUUUGACUGUUUUCAUAUUAAUGAGAAAAAAGAGUUUUUCA
Messenger RNA from Salvia splendens (bonfire salvia), 962 nucleotides. Its product is annotated as squamosa promoter-binding-like protein 8. The record is from RefSeq and is a predicted model, not a curated record. Gene Ontology annotation, cellular component: nucleus. The transcript has 2 exons. Gene Ontology annotation, molecular function: DNA binding. Lineage: Eukaryota; Viridiplantae; Streptophyta; Magnoliopsida; Lamiales; Lamiaceae. The annotation marks the transcript as partial.